Zingiber officinale is the source of this 1662-nucleotide messenger RNA. RefSeq names its product proline-rich receptor-like protein kinase PERK4. Lineage: Eukaryota; Viridiplantae; Streptophyta; Magnoliopsida; Zingiberales; Zingiberaceae. Gene Ontology annotation, biological process: protein phosphorylation. Gene Ontology annotation, molecular function: protein kinase activity; ATP binding. The transcript has 7 exons. The record is from RefSeq and is a predicted model, not a curated record. Bases 1 to 1662 code for a protein of 553 amino acids.
AUGUUCUCUCCACCACCAGAUAAUUCCUCAUCUUCCUUUGGCAAUUCAUCAUCCUCGUUGUCAGCUCCACCACCACCACCAUCGUCACUAAAUUCUCCACCUCCGUCUAAUAGCAACUCCUCACUGCCGCCGCCGCCACCACCACCCUUAUUGUCUCCUCCACCUCCUUCAACCUCUAAGGAAUUAACACCACCAUCUAAGUUAGAUGAUGAUGAUGAUGAUGAUGAUGAUGAUAAGUCUUCUUCACCACCGCCACCGGCACAUAAGUUUUCAUUGUCACCCCCCAAGGAAUUAACUCUUCCUUCCAAUCAUGAUGGUGAAUCAAAUCACUCUCAAGACCACCAAUUUGAUGCGAAUUUGCCGGUUCUUAUAGGAAUUGUGGCUGGAGUGGGACUCUUUUUUGUGCUAAUGGUCAUCAUAUGCAUUUGUUGUUGCAAGAAGAAGAAGCGCCAUAAACCAAUUCACCACUAUACAGAAGACAGCGGCGGUUUUUACAGCAGUGGGCUGCCACAGAAUUGGCGCGAUGAAAACAAAGGUGUAGAUUAUGCUGUGAAGGUUCCACUUCCACCGCCUCGAGGUUUGUCAGAUGGAGUUGGGUGGCAGCCACCUUCUACCAUAAUGAGCACCGGUGAUGCAAACUCAGCGUAUUCAGGGCCACAUGCCCCUUCCCUUCCUCCCCCUUCUCCUGCCAUUGCACUCGGCUUCAACAAAAGCACAUUCAGCUACGAGGAGAUUGCAGCUGCCACCAAUGGCUUCUCCCAUGCUAAUCUACUAGGACAGGGAGGAUUUGGAUAUGUGCAUAAAGGAGUCCUACCUAACGGGAAGGAGAUCGCGGUGAAGCAACUCAAGUCAGGGAGUGGGCAAGGAGAGAGGGAGUUCCAGGCAGAGGUUGAGAUCAUUAGCCGCGUACAUCAUCGCCACCUUGUUUCUCUAGUUGGCUACUGCAGUGCUGGUUCACAAAGGUUGCUAGUGUAUGAAUUCGUUCCUAACAAUAAUCUUGAAUACCACCUCUACGGAAAAGGGAUUCCUGUGAUGAAUUGGUCCACAAGGCUCAGAAUUGCUUUAGGCUCAGCAAAAGGCCUUGCCUACUUGCACGAGGAUUGUCAUCCUCGAAUUAUUCAUCGUGAUAUCAAGGCUGCCAACAUUCUCCUAGACUUCAAAUUUGAAGCCAUGGUUGCAGAUUUUGGGUUGGCGAAGCUUUCAUCUGACAAUUACACUCACGUAUCAACACGCGUUAUGGGUACCCUUGGCUAUCUUGCUCCAGAGUAUGCGUCAAGCGGUAAGCUAACGGAGAAAUCUGACGUCUUCUCAUUCGGAGUGAUGCUUCUUGAGUUGAUAACCGGUAGAAGACCAGUUGACAGCUCGCAAUUCGUGGAAGAUAGCUUGGUUGAUCGGGCUCGUCCUAUUCUAUCCCGAGCUUUGGCCGAUGGAAACUAUGAUGAGUUAGCUGACCCCCGUUUAGAUGGUAAAUUUCAUCCCACGGAGAUGGCGCGCGUGGUGGCAGCUGCCGCUGCCAGUGUUCGUCAUUCCGCGAAGAGACGACCGAAAAUGAGUCAGAUUGUGCGAGCUCUGGAAGGCGAUGUAUCGCUCGAGGACUUGAACGACGGAGUGAGGCCUGGGCAGAGCAUGCUCUUCAGCUCAGGUCCUGACUAUGAAUCUUAA